AUGACCCUAAACCACCUCAUCAUAUCCCUAUCAUAUGCAAUCCCAAUCUUAAUCGCUGUAGCCUUCUUAACACUAGUUGAACGAAAAAUCCUAAGCUAUAUACAAGCCCGAAAGGGUCCAAACAUUGUAGGCCCCUUCGGCCUACUCCAACCUAUCGCAGACGGUGUAAAACUAUUCCUCAAAGAGCCCAUCCGCCCAUCCACUUCUUCUCCAUUCCUCUUUAUUAUAACACCUAUUCUAGCCCUUCUCCUAGCAAUCACAAUCUGAAUCCCCCUUCCCCUCCCCUUUCCUCUUACCGACUUAAACCUGGGCCUACUCUUCCUCCUGGCCAUAUCAAGCCUAGCAGUAUACUCAAUCUUAUGAUCAGGGUGGGCUUCAAACUCAAAAUACGCACUCAUCGGGGCCCUACGAGCAGUAGCACAAACCAUUUCCUAUGAAGUAACACUAGCCAUCAUCCUCCUAUCAAUAAUGCUACUAAGCGGAAACUACACUUUAAGCACCCUAGCUAUUACCCAAGAACCGCUAUACCUUAUUUUUUCCUCCUGGCCUCUUGCAAUAAUAUGAUACAUUUCCACGCUCGCUGAGACAAACCGUGCCCCGUUGGAUUUUACAGAAGGGGAAUCCGAACUAGUUUCAGGGUUCAACGUAGAGUACGCCGCGGGCCCGUUUGCCCUAUUCUUCUUAGCUGAAUACGCAAAUAUCAUACUAAUAAACACACUAACCACUAUCCUAUUUCUAAACCCAAGCUCACUUAAUCCCUCUCCAGAACUAUACCCAGUAACCCUAGCCACCAAAGUCCUUCUCCUCUCCUCAGGCUUCCUAUGAAUCCGAGCUUCUUAUCCACGAUUCCGCUACGACCAGCUCAUGCACCUCCUUUGAAAGAACUUCCUCCCCCUAACCCUAGCACUAUGCAUUUGACACGCAAGCAUACCAAUCUCCUACGCAGGCCUGCCUCCUUAUUUAAGG
Balearica regulorum gibbericeps (East African grey crowned-crane) is the source of this 966-nucleotide messenger RNA. NCBI's taxonomy places the organism in Eukaryota, Metazoa, Chordata, Aves, Gruiformes, Gruidae. The record is from the annotation of a RefSeq genome assembly.